Molecule: messenger RNA, 895 nt
Organism: Agrilus planipennis (emerald ash borer)
Lineage: Eukaryota; Metazoa; Arthropoda; Insecta; Coleoptera; Buprestidae
Product: mitochondrial cardiolipin hydrolase-like
Exons: 2
Coding region: 87-707 (206 amino acids)
Biological process (GO): piRNA processing
Cellular component (GO): mitochondrion
Molecular function (GO): RNA endonuclease activity producing 5'-phosphomonoesters, hydrolytic mechanism
Source: RefSeq, a predicted model, not a curated record
AGUUAUUUAAUAAUGUGUAUGGAGGUGAUUUUCAAAUUUUCUUCAUAAAUUUGGAUUGUUUACCUGUUACGGGGUUUUUAAUUAAAAUGUUUAGCAAAUUAGCUGUACCUUUAGUGAUCUCAAUUAGUGUUACACCGUUAAUUUUGGUCUUAUACCUGAAAAAUAGACGUAAACAAAAGCAGGUUAAAGACACUGAUUGUAUUAAGUGCAUUUUUAUCACUGCAAGAAAUAGUGACUGCCGUAACCAUUUAAUGAAUAAUUAUACCUGUAGUCCGAGCUGUUCAAUGACGUAUUUAAUUGAAAUUUUGAAAUUUCUUAAAUCGGCCAAACAAACUAUAAGUUUGUGCAUGUACAUGUUAACAUUAGAUAGUGUGUACGAAACGCUAGUGGAAGCUCAUAAUAGUGCAAUAAAUGUUCGUGUAAUAGCAGACAGUGAAAUGUCCCGAAAUACAUCAUCAAAAAUCAUAUCUUUGAAAAGCAAAGGUAUUCCAGUUAAAAUGCAACCCCUUGAUGGUAGUCUGAUGCACCACAAGUUUUGUUUAAUUGAUGAAACUGAUGUUCUUUCGGGUAAGCUCUUUUUUGGAAGUACAAAUCUUACAUUACAAGGACUUUCAUCAAACUGGGACCAAAUAAUUUUCACAAAUAAAUACUCUAUUAUAAAACGUUUUAGUGAAGAAUUUGAAUAUUUGUGGCAAGAAUUAAAUUAGAUUAAAAAGGUAUGUACAAAAACAUAAUUGACUGAUAGAACAAAUUUUUUACUGCUUAAAACCAAACGCUAAUUUUUUGAAUAUCUGGUGUAUACUGAUAUCUUAAGACAUUUUUACUGAUCAAUGUGCUAAGUGCUAAAAGAAACAAAUACUGGAUUAUGAGUAAAAUGAUCCUUUAUAUCAAUGAA